GCGCUGCGCGGCGCGGGACGGGCGGGAUGGGGCGGCACGGCACGGAGCGGCUCGGGGUGGAACGGCGUGGAGGGGCGCGAGGGUGCGGGCUGCGGGCGGGUGUCCGUGCUGACCGCAACCCGCUCCGUGAGCACCGGCAACGCGCCCCGAGUGCGUGCGCUGCGGGUGCGUGGGCCGUGAUGUGCCCCCGGUGCACGCACAGCCCCAGUGCGCACCUCCCCGCUUCUAUGGACGCCCGCUGGUUGUGCCCGCACGGAGGGGGCACCCUGCAGGGCGCACACCUGUUCACAACGCGGGUUGCACACACACCCCCCGAUGCCCGCAGUGGGAUGCACGCACACUUGCUUUGGCACGCACACAUGGUGUGCUCACGCCGUCAGCACAGGGCGCAGUGCUGGGGUCCGUGCAGCUGGCACAGGGAGCUGCUUUGGUGUUGGGGCAAUGAGGCCGUGCGUGCUGCUGAGGCACUCCUUUUGGGAAAGGACCAGCAAGGAGCAGCGCUGUGAUUCUGCGAUGGGAGGGUCACCAUCCACGUGUGGGCACGAGGAUGGAGCUGGAGGCCCUGGGAUGCUGGGUGUCUGCAGGCAGCACACAAUCAGCAGCGAGCACCCCCAGCAGCAAGCCGUGAGGCUUUGCUGUGCCCUUCCAUUCACGUCAGAGGAGUUUAAGCACAGCCCAAGCCCCAAAAGGCUGUAAAAAGGUCCACCCUGAGCACUGUGGGGGCUUUGAGGGAGCAGGGACCACCCCCUGGACAGCCACAGAGCAGAGCAGUGUGGCCAUCAGUCAGACCCUGCAGCAGCUCCGCUCCCUUCUCACAGCGUGCAGGGGCUCCCGGAGCCUCGCACACCUCUGCACAGCCACACAGCUCCACGGAACACGGCCUGGAGCCCAGCACAUGCAUGCAAGAUCCCACCGGAUGCCACCAGCUUUCUCUAAGCACGGGGCUGUGCCAGCCAUUGGCAAAUCCCGUACUGCACGGCGUUCCAGGGAGCAAUGGCCCCGUGCUGGGCUGGGGGGAGGCAUCUGUUCCACAGCACCAUGGGGCUUUGCUAAAUAGGUCACUGCUUUUUUUAUAGUCUCCAGGAUCUAGAAAAACCAGUUGUUCCAGACUGCUGGCGGACCUGGCAACGUGGUGGUGGCGGUGGCGGAUCCCCAGGUGCUCUCACUGCCGUUCUCCCCGCUGUCCUCAGCCGAGAGGGUCACAGUGUGAGCGGGAUGAGUGGUGGAUCCCUGAGCAGCACACUGGGUGUGGCUGUGGAACAGGCAGAGAAUGUAGCCCGGACCAUGGGGAUGAGCUGCUGAAAUCUCCGGGGAUCAGCAGGACAAUGCCAGUGGGAGCAUUGUGCUGACGGCUCUGCAAACGCUGGCACCGGCUCCGGGCCAGCAGCGCCCUAUAAAAGCUGAGCCGCUGAAGUAGGCAGACAUGACAUGGGCGAAGCAGCUGUACCGCCUGAGCUAGACACCUUUCCAGCAGCAAAGAUGGCUCAGACAAACCCUCUGCCUGUCCCCAUGGGCCCAUGGAAGAGCGUUCGGAGCAGAGGCCGGGAGAACCGCCAGCCGCAGCCCUGCCACCUGCCCGUCCCAGAAGGGCUCCACUCCUCUCUCCGGACGGUGCUGCUGCCCCAGGAACUGACCUUAGGGAUAACUGUGUAUGACCAAGAAAACUUCCAGGGCAAGAGGAUGGAGUUCACCUCAGCCUGUCCAAACAUCAUGGAAUGUGGUUUCGACAACAUUCGCUCCCUAAAGGUGGAAUGUGGCGCCUGGGUUGGUUACGAGCACACCGGCUUCUGCGGGCAGCAGUUCAUCCUGGAGAGGGGCGAGUACCCACGCUGGGACGCCUGGAGCGGCAGCAAUGCUUACCACAUCGAGCGCCUGAUGUCCUUCCGCCCCGUCUGCUCUGCUAAUCACAAGGAAUCCAAGAUCACUGUCUACGAGAAAGACAACUUCAUCGGCCGCCAGUGGGAGAUCAGCGACGACUACCCCUCGCUGCAGGCCAUGGGCUGGGCCAACAACGAAGUGGGCUCCAUGAAGAUCCCCUGCGGCGCCUGGGUUUGCUACCAGUACCCUGGGUACCGUGGCUACCAGUACGUCCUGGAGGCCGACCACCACGGGGGAGACUACAAGCACUGGAGAGAGUGGGGCUCGCACGCCCAGACCUCCCAGAUCCAGUCCAUCAGGCGCAUCCAGCAGUAGCUGCCCGGCGCCCGGCCCCACGUCUGAGCACAUCUUUGCAAGGUUUCUAAAGCUCACCGGCUCCCUUUUGGUGCUAAUAAUCCCCUCCUGAAAUAACAACCCCUUCUUGUACUGCAACUGCUUGAUGGAACAACACUUCUAAACGGUACCAGCUGCCACAACUGCCAAUAAAUAAAUGUGACUGAAAGAAAAAGAUAAAAUGGCCUGAUGGGUGUUUGCUGUCGCGCGUUGAAGUCACACAUCCCCAUCCCGCCCCAUGCCCUGUGCUCACACCCCCACGGCCACGGGCACUGUGGGUUCCCUGUGCCUCGGGGCCAGGGGAUGCUCCCUCAGAGUACAAAAAGAGACACACCAACACCCAUAAACUUUAAUUUUUUUAUUCAACGAUUUACAUCACUUAUUGUCCAUCUUAACGUAUUCGAUCUACACAAUUUUUUUUUUCCUGAUAAAAUAAUAAAAUUUGGAUAAAUUUUGAAGACCUGUUGGUGCAGAAUAAACAAAAUUCAGGUAACUUUUUUUUUUUUUUCCUUUAAUUAUUUUUUAAAACAUUUAGUGUGAAGUAUGACAUCAUUGGUAAAGAUACAUCAUGCCAUUACAGCUCAUGGACAUUCCCUAUCCUUACAGUCCGUGACUCCGCCCGCCCCAGACGCAGCUCAGCAGGUUGCACGCUCACUCCUACUGCUGCCCUCUCACCAUUGGGAAAAUGCUCCUGUUUCAGCCGGGCACACCGAGUGUGUGAACCCAUUCAAACAGACCGGGAAGGGGAGAAGAAAACGAAACCAACCUUGACCAUUUCAACGUGGACAACAAAGAGGGGCUGCCCCUCUCCGCGGGUCAGAGGUAACUCAGCUCCUGAGCAGCUAGAGCGCAACCCCUGGUGGUUUUAACAUGGGGAACUGAAGGAUGUGAGAGCUACGGGCAGGGCAGGAGGGGCCGAGCUGGGCCCUGCUCCAUCCCACAGCUCUCUACACUGCUGCUAACACUGAAGUAUUUGGGGAGGGGGAGAGAGGGGCAUCUGUCCCCCCAGUAAACAAGUUGAGGCCCUUCGGAAGCGUGCAAGCUGCCGAAGGUGUGUAAGUACACGUGUGAUGGUAGAUAGAUAGAAAAGCAGCCCUGUUCGGUAUGAAAAAAGCCGUCAAGUUAGUACAGGUUUCUGCCAUGGCGAAGGAAACGUAAGGAGAAAGGUGCCGGGGUCCUCCUCCCAACUCCAGCCUUCCCCACAAGGGGCUCAGCCACACGCCUGCAGAGCCGGCACCUGUAGCCCAACACACGUCACUCACGAGAACAAAACCAAGAGCAGCUCUUACCCCACUGCCGCACACACACACACACCCCUCACUGCGGGCACAACACCCUGCAUGAGGGGCAGAGGGCUGCCAUGUGCCAACAGCCCACAGUGCUCCAUGCCCUCCUCUGGCACAAGGGCAUGGUCACCGUGCAGAGACACGGAGCAUGCGUUGACCCAAUGGCACGGAGCAUGCCCAGCAAGCCAGCUCGCCCCUCUCCCUCCAAUUACUAAAGUAGGCUCUUUAAAAUAAAAAAAUAAUAUAUAUAUUUAUAUAGAUAUACAGAGAGAGAGAGAGACAGAGAAAGCAAAGAGAGACAGGCUACUGAACUGAAGAAGCGCCAGUUUUCUGCUACGCUGUCAGCAAAGAGCUGUCACCUUGCAUCAUGCCCUCCGCGGUGGGAAGAUAACGCAGGCAACGACAGCAUGGGAAUGCAAAGAGGGCAGAUAAGUCACUUCUGGUAAUGAGACACAAAUUAAACUUUCAAAACAUGUGCAUAGCUUUAUUCAUCUGCUUCAAACGAACCUUUUCACAGAGCUUCAGCGAAACCCGAGUGUGCAAAAUGCAUUUCUAAAAAAUAACGCAAGCAAGCUUUCACAUUGACAGUGGCAGAAGUACAGAGAGACUGAGGGAGAGCGCAUGGGAGGGCAAGGAGAGAGGUGAGGGAACAGGAAUUGCACAGCUUCACAUCCCAAGUCACUGACUGCACGCUCCACACCUCUACUUGGGCAACGCACGGCGCAUUUACUUUUCCUUUAAGAAAAGAACAAAUGGGCAAAAAACCCCACAGUAAUGUGAACCACAACGUGGAAGGGAGCAAAGCCCUGUGCCACGGAGACCCCGGCGGCCGCAGAGAACCCCGACCCCAAAGGAGGGCUGGUUUUGGACCUCCGCUCAUUUCUGUCUGUGGAACAGCAAAGCAGAUCCUCUUCCUCCCUCCCCGGACCCUCGGAAGCCGCGCCAACAGGUCGUGUUUGGAAGGACACGUCCCAGCUGUAGGACAGCCUCUGCCCGCCGCCCCACGCUGCGGCUGAGCACACACACAAGGCACGUUCAGGAUACGCACACACCUGGGUGUGUAAGAGAGCAAACGCUGGGCAAAAGAUGGCACUGACAGAGGGAAAUCCCGGUAUUUGUAAUCCCAAAGCGUUAUUCCUAUGCUCCUUCGGACCCUCCUGACUCUUCCCUUAUGCCAGGGCUCCUGUGAGGAUCUCCAUAGCAUCGGCUCUCCCUUCCUGAAGUCCCGUGGACCCCCCCUGGGGCGGAAGGCUGUGCAGUCCGAGCAUCGCUGCUUUGCUUCUAGCCAACUUCACACUGGGAUAAAGCAUGAAAAAGAUAUAUAUAUAUAUAGAUAGACAGAUUUUUUUUUUUCUUUUUCAGAGAUGACCGAUUUCCUUCCAUAGAUGUAUUCGGAUAGAAAACAAAACACUACAACCAGCGAUGAGACAAGAGCUCAAUGAGAUUUCGGACCUUCCGAGCACCCAGGCGUCUUCCCCACAUCACCACCACGCAGGAAGGAGGAGCUGGGCUGGCGCGACCCUUCCAAUAGCAGCUUGAGAAGAGGAAGGAGAGAGAGAAACGCACAGUGUUCUUCCAAGGUCAGAGUUCUCCUUUGCUUUGCGUUUGCAUAGAAAUCCCCGUGGGUCAGCACCAGGGUCGGGCCGUGGAGGGGGCUGCGUUACGGGAGAGGUCGGCUCUCCUCGGGGAGCUCAGGGGACAAAAGUGCAUCACACAUUCUGGAUUUUGGGGGGUUACGAAUAGCAGCAGCAGCAUUAAUCCGUGAGCGGCUGGAGACUCACUCUCAAACGCAGCAACACUGAAUGAAAUGUCUUCGAGGGAGGUGGGAGGAGGGUCCUUCUCAAAAGGAUAACGUGAAAAUCAGACUGUUCAGCACAGACAACAAGGAGAUCAACCAGAAAUUAAAGACGCGUCAUCUUAUUUACAUUAAAAACAAACCCAACAACAUUGUUGUUAAAAUACCUUAUCGACACCUAAGCAAAAAAAUACGUGUUUUAAGAAUAAAGCCCAAACUCCUAAAGCAGUAUCCAUUUUUGGAUCCCUUAUUUAGCACCUGAGGAAAGACCGUCUGGAAAGCAGUUUCUUGUUGUUUCUCUUAAGAAAACAGUACUUGUACUUCUGCUCAGCGCUCACACGUUUGCAGUACACGAGUUUCAUACCACAGAAAGAAAUGAACUAAUUUUUUUUUUCCUUUUUCUUUUUUUUUUUUUUAAUUUUUUUUUUUUUUUUAAGAUAACUCUACUGGUUACUAAGGCUGUAAGAAAAGGGACACCGCUAUCUUACAAAAUGGCUUUAGAGCUCUGGACGCGCGAUACGAAGCUUUCUGAUUAACAGUCGAGAUUGAUACAGCUCGGCAUCCCCCGGACAAAGCACGGGGGGUCCCGGGGCCUUACCCUGUGUGCGAUACGUAUUGUGCAAAUUCCUAAAGCUCUGGGAUCUCUUGCCAGUGGAGCAGAUUGGGCUCUUCCGCUCCCUUCCCCUCGGUUCUCUGCGCUGGGUUUUGCAGGUGCAAAGGCAGAAACCUUGUUCUCGUGCUGGCCAAAGCCGCGGGGCUCCUUCCCCGGCCACCUCCCAGCCUCACACCUCCGUGUGAAGUUUUGUAGCAGCUUUACAUUGGGUUCAGCCUCGUUCUCUCCCCUCCUGACCUCAGUCAUCUCCCUUGUAAACAGCCUCUGUACAGAAACAAAUGGCUGAGGGCACACAGAUCUCCAGGACAGUGCUCCGGCAGCUCCGCGCACCGCAGCAAUGCAUUGAGAACACCAAAUUGAGAGCAAAAGUGGCACGCAGGAAAGCUCCUGGCUAUGAGCAUCAGUGCUCCAAGCAGCUCCGUGUCAGGGGGAAAGGAUGCUACGUGCCGAGAUGAUGCUCUCCUCAAGGUAAAACAGCAUGCAUCACAGACAUGAUUUUGAAGAUAACUUAUUUUUUUCCCAAGCAGGAAGCAAUUCCUGCCUUGGCUGAGCCAGCUGGUGCUCCCCGGUGCCAACCACUGGCCAUCACAGAGCAGCACGGCUGGGAUCUAGCAGGAAUUGGUUUCUGCUGCGUUUCAAAGCUCACAGCAUCUGGGAAAGGCAAACAGCAGGGCUGACAGGACAGAAAAGGUGAUGGUGAGCAACAGAAACCACGCGCCGGAGCUGGCCACGCCAGCACACAGAUCCCAGAAACUGAAGAGUUUGGAUUUCACAGAUAACGGAGGAGAGUUUACAACAACCAACCCAACCGAACCUCAACACCACAGCGCUGCUGACCCAGCAAACAGGCAUAGAAAACGGAGCACCAAGGGGCAGGGGGCCCAAGGGGCUGCAGGUCCUCGUGCUGCUGCUGGAGGAGCAGCUCUGAGCCCUCCUCAAGCCAUCACCACCAAGUGUGGGGACCGCUUAGUGGCACAUGACCAAGACUUUGCUCAACGGACACCUGCAGGACUUGCUGGAGACGUGGGGAAUCACCAAGCUCCAGUGUGCACCAGAGAUACCCACAGGCUUGUACACCCUUCCAUUGCUCAUGUCAAUAACAAAUCUUGCAAGGGAACCAGGUGGAAAGGACUCGGGGCACCCAUCAUGAGAACCGAGACGUGAAAGCAGCCCUAACCUGAAUUAGUAUCCUCAUCUCUACAAGAAGGAGGUCACCAUCUCACCCUUAGAGCUGCUUUCCAACACUACACAUACAUAAGGGUUUUAAGCUCACUCUGCUCAGUGUAACAAAAGCAAUGGCACAAAUAAACACACGCUCGCGUGACGCCAGCACCAGCAGCCCCAGCCCCACACGCGCUCGCCCCACUGGGCUGUAUUUGGUUUAUGCUACAGUACUAAUACUCUGAAUCCAACCAACCAACCAGGAGUCUCAUCAGUAACACUUUAGCAUUAUUUAAAUGUGCUAAAAUUAGUCACAGCUCAAUUUUCUCAAUUUUCCUUUUUUUUUUUUUUAAACGUUUACACAAAAAUAAUCAGAAAACAGAUUAAAUCUUAAGAUAUUUUUAAUAAGUGCUCAGCAAAGAAUUGUGUGAGGACACAGGGAGGACUGAAGAUGGACAGGGCGAGUUACACGAAGCACAGAGGGAGCUUCCUCUGCAGCCCUGUGUGUCUUGGGGCAAUGCCUGCCUGCCCCGCGGCCCUUCAUCAGCAAGCCAGAGCUACAAGAGCUCCAAGAGGAGCUCCUAUCUGCCUAGUGCUCAGCAGGUGCUGGGAGGACAGCCGGACAACCAGAGGGGUGGUAGGAGAGAGGAUGGUCAGGGAUACAGCAGGAAAGGUGGUGGUUGUGCAUCGGUACCACCGACAGCAUGGGGCCAAGAGAGAGAAUGUCAGAAGGACCCAACCAACCCAACGCAACUCAAUGUAACCCAACACAACGCAACGCAACUCAACGUAACCCAACUCAACUCAACCCAACCAACCCAAUGCUGGGCCCGUGCUUCUUUCUGAGCUUCUACCCAGAAGGCAGACGGGGCUGGGGUAAGGGGCCACACACAUGUAUUUAUUUCUAGGCUCGACGCCCCAGGGAGCGAAACAGGUCUUGGUUUUGUGUUUUUUAAUGGAACCCAGCCCUUAAGGCGACAAGUGACUACACAAGGCAAAUAAAUACACAGCAGAGCCUUAAAGCCAGUAAAACAAACUGGAAGCUUUGCAAACAGCCUUUGCAAACACUUUGCUUUUCAUUUUGUAAAUAAUAAUAGUAAUAAUAAUAAUAAUAAUAAUAAAAGAUUUCUUCUUCCUUACCCCUCCCAGCCCCAUUAUCCAGUUUGUUCAACGCUUUAAAGCUCAGGAAUGCCCUGGCCCUUUUGCAGCAGAGCCAGAGGCAAUUCCCACUUUUGGCAAGCAGUUGGGAGACUCAACAGAAUUCGAAUAGGAACAGAGGAGGACUAGAUGCAGGGCACAUCUGUAAACAUGUUGUACAUCCGCAAGUCACACACACCCGCAAAGGUGAUACAGGUUAUAGGUGAAACAGAACUAUUUGCGACUGGCCAACCACAGAUUUCAGACCUUGGACUGGUACAGAACAUCACUACUAUAUAGCACCAUACCGGGUACGGCACUGUAUAGUACUGUAUACAUAAAUGGAGUAGGCAAUCCGUAGUCAAACUUGUAAAACUAAGCAUUGCAGAAAGCUAGCGGUCUUACAAAAGGUACAGAAUUCAGUUCCAUCGUCCCACCGUGAACCUCAGCGCUUCAUCCAGGAACAAUCUCAUUAAAAGAACAAAAGCAAUUAAAAAAAAAAACAAAAACGCAUGCUACAUACUCGUAGUUCAAAACAAAACGAAACAAAAGCGGAUAAAUCUAAGCACAAGGGGUAGGCAAAAGCUUUGGGCUUCUCUGCUUCCUGUAAUGCCCCCGGGGAUCCAGACUGGUUGGAGAACAGCCCUCUGGUGCCCUCAGUUGGACCCAGGGCACUUCCACCUUUCCACCUUCACCAACCCAGGAACCACCAGCCUGGAUGGCCGGGACGUGCUGCGAUGGGACAGAGCGGGUUACACAGCACCACUGCCUGAAAGCUCUCCUUCUGGUUGGAUUUCUUUUCUUUUUUUUUUUUCCUUUUUUUUUUUCUUUUCUUUUUUUCUUUUUUUUUUUUCUUUUUAAAUUAUUUUCAUUCCUAAGUCCUCUUUUUUUUUUUUUUGGUAAUAAAAUAUACUUUUAUUAAGAGAUCAUUAGAAGCAGAGCCCGGAAAUACACAGACUACAUUAAAAUAUAAAAGAGCAUUUCCAAGGGCAGGUGCAGGAAGCCCGGCCAUUGGCGUUCUAUGGACAAAUCGAGGAGGAUUCAAAUUCCCAUUUUUCCUUCUUUUUUUUUUUUUUUUUUUUUUUCAUUUUCCAAUUUUUU
This is a messenger RNA of Gallus gallus (chicken), 9304 nucleotides long. RefSeq names its product crystallin beta A1 (gene CRYBA1). The transcript has 8 exons. Gene Ontology annotation, biological process: visual perception; lens development in camera-type eye. The record is from RefSeq and is a predicted model, not a curated record. Gene Ontology annotation, molecular function: structural constituent of eye lens. NCBI's taxonomy places the organism in Eukaryota, Metazoa, Chordata, Aves, Galliformes, Phasianidae. The coding region runs from base 1429 to 2193 and encodes 254 amino acids.